Messenger RNA from Protopolystoma xenopodis, 402 nucleotides. NCBI's taxonomy places the organism in Eukaryota, Metazoa, Platyhelminthes, Monogenea, Polystomatidea, Polystomatidae. The record is from the annotation of a GenBank genome assembly.
GGUACUGGAAGUCCUGGUGGCAGUACGGGUGGUGGAACUGCAAGCGGUGCUGGCGGAAUUGCGAUUGAUUACUGUCAAUUCCAUCAAUGUGUUAAAUUAGGCCGUUUUGAGACUGAACAUACCAUUUCCUUCAUUCCUCCGGACGGGGAGUUCGACCUUAUGCAUUAUCGGACUACUAAGGAAAUCAAUCUUCCUUUUCGUGUAAUUCCUUUAGUCCGCGAGUUUGGCAAGACAAAACUCGAAGUGAAGGUAGCUGUGAAAGCCAACUUCAAACCAGCCCUAUUCGCCCAGAAGGUGGAGAUUCGAGUUCCAACUCCUGUGAAUGCAAGCGGAGUUCAAGUAAUUUGCUUAAAAGGCCAAGCCAAAUAUAAAGCAGCGGAGAAUGCAAUUGUUUGGAAGUAA